This is a messenger RNA of Pocillopora meandrina, 7457 nucleotides long. The record is from the annotation of a GenBank genome assembly. Lineage: Eukaryota; Metazoa; Cnidaria; Anthozoa; Scleractinia; Pocilloporidae.
AUGACCCUUUGGAUGAUCAUUGUCUUUAGUGCUACUUUAGUGGCACCCUUUGAUACAGCAACAGAAGAAGACAGCGGAGGUUAGUCGUAUUUUCCACUACUGAUACAAUGUAAUCAAAUAUGUAGUUCAGCUAUCUUUACGAAAGAAAUAUUAGCUUAUUUUAUCGCCAGAUAGAAUAAAGAUUCCUGUUUGAAAGCAGAUUUGACCAUGGCUUUACUUCUUGAAAACAGGCUAAUUUAGUAUUAUCAACUGAGUUGAUAGCGUAAAUUGGCCAUCGUAGAGAGUUUCUAAGCUGACGUUUCGAACGCUAUCCCUUCGCCUAUUGCCAAGAAACGGCUCUCAAGAGAUUUUGAAGUCAUUAAAUAUAGACUACCAUGUGCGAGCCAUAAUCCUUUAACUCCCAUGGGUGACAAAGACAGAAUUUCUCCCUAUAAUAUCGAUACAAUUUCAAGCAGACAAAGGACGAGAAUAAAGAUAAAUAUCUAUCAGAGGAUAAUCCAUUGAUCCAAUACCAAAUUCUCGACAUCGACAUCAUAAGAAUCGUAUGAGUAAUGAGGAUUCCUGACGAGAUCUUUGGAAUAAAAGGGUUAACGUUGCGAAUAUAGGCAACGGUUAAGAAGUGGGGUAACGAAAAUAAUAUAUAUAUAUUUAUAAUAAAAUAUGUCAAAAAUACUGAUGUAUUACGAAAGGAUUUAAGGUUCAGCUGCCAAUAAAAGACUAGUGUUAAUCCGACUGAAUUGAUAAAAUUUUGGAAAAUUUCCGAAAUCGUUUUUAAAAAAAAAAAAUGAAGAAAAUAAUAAAUAAAAAAUAUGUUUAUUCAUUGAGUCCUUUUCCUGGGUGCAUUUAUCCGAAUCUUGUGCGAGGAAUAUAAAAUAAUAUGCUAAUCUUCGCCAUAUAUCAUCCCAUGCUUGUCACAAGAGGAAAUUAUCUUGAAUUACCCCCCUUCUCCACUAACACAGCACCACAGUUUCUUUAGCAACUCAUUCCCUCUUUUUUUUUUUUUUUGAAUACCGUUGUCGUGAAAUACAUGGUGAAAUACUUCAGUUUACCCCUAUAAUAUUCUUUUAGAACGCGGAUGCAAGACUAUCAAAAAAGGCGAUGAGUCCUACAGUAAAAGUAUCAACAUUCCUAAGAUGAAAUGGACUGAAACACCGGCUGUUAUUACUAAAGGAAAACGUAAUGUUGCUAUCCAUAGCUGCUCGUUGUACUUUUGAAAUAAUGAAAUAAUUCACAAUUAUUUACCAAAAUGGAGAUGAAUUGAGGUGGAUAUUUUACCGAGCCACGAAACAGCAUAAUAAAUAUCCACUACUUUUACCGAGACAGAAUGAAUAUACCACAAAGAAAUUAAGAGAAAAUAGUUUAUUUCUAUUAAUAACCAAGAUAAAAAAUGAUCGAAAUUAAAUUGUUGACGCGCAAAUUUAUCUCCUCGGCCGCUCGGAGGUGAACAGUACUUGCUAGUCACUUCCAAACCAACCAAUCAGCGUGCGCGAAUACCACUAUUCAUCAAAUGUUAUAGCAUGCCAACGUUACAUGAUUGGUUAAAAGGUUCCACUUUUAUCGAAUCAUUGCAAGUUUCGCAUUCUAGAAGAGAUUCCACCAGGUGUGAUUUCCAAGUUUAAGCCAUGCUAAAGACCUACUGUAAAUCCAGAGCACACUGAAAUUCGUAAAUUACGCAUCCAUUGCUGAUUGAAAAUUCUCUUGUAACUCCCAAAUGAACAUUAUGAAAAUGAAGUGGUUUAAAUUUUUCAUUUUCGUCUUUGUUUUACAUCAACUUACUUUGGUUUAUUUCAUUCUACAUUAUGUAUCUACUUCUCGUUUAAUCUUAUGGCUCUCCUAUUUCUAACAGGUAACUAUCAGGUUAUAGGGCGAGUUGUUCAUAUGAACUAUCUGCAAGAAUAUUUUGCUGCAAAGAAGAGUAUGAAGUUUGGAAACAUCCAGAGGAAACCUAAUCGUCUUCAACUUGAAGUCCUGGCCGAUACUGUGUACAUUGAGGUUUGUAUACAAAAAAAAGUAUGAAUGUAACAACAGAGGAACUUUCAUCUAAGAACCAUUUACUUUUAGCAACGUGCGAGUUGGCCUUAGGCAUAGUUACGUCACAAUACCUAAUUUACCACCCUCAUGUGUCGCUUUCAAAUGUGGACUGGUGAAUUAUGAUAGGAAAGUAUUCCUGAAACGUUGAAAUCAAAGGAAACCCCACGUGAAUUCGAAAAUAAAGUGAAAGAGACAAAAUAUCCGUGAUAUAUACAUAUAUUUUUACACACGAGGCUUAGGGUAAAUUUUUAGUAAAUGACAUAAUCCUGCAUAUAUAAGAAUUAUUUUUGUUGUUAUGACGUAAAGACAAUUACGUUCUAACGAUGCUUCACUCCUUGCUCCUUACAAGAGUAAAUCACUCUUUACGCUCAGCCAUAGUUCCUUUCACGUGGCCACCCUGAAAACUGCAUGUGGAGAUAUCUUCCGUGUUUCAAAAAUAUUGUAUACCAAAGAUUUUUAAAUCUAGAUAUAUUUUAUGUUUCUAGAUUCCUCAGUCAGUCAAUUUUUAGUCAAUAUUAUCUUAUCUUAGCUUAAAUAUUGAGGUAUGGUUUGAUUAUAUUCUUUAACAGGCUUAAAUCCCAACAUUCACGUGUCAGAAAGAAUCAAUACAAAUCCUACCCCAAGAGAAAUUGCACAACUAUGCUCGAGUAAAUUUGAUUGGAGAGGCCAACAGCACUCGCGUGAACCACUUAUGACAACGAUAUACGGCAUAAAGACCCUUUUUUCACUUUGUCUUUAUCAAUUGAGUUAAUACAGUAAACUGGCCACCCAAAAAAAUACGAAAAACUAAUGAAUACUCAAAUCAAUGUUCUUUAAUUAGGGCGCUGUCACGAUGCGAGGUAUCAAAAAACUCACAGUUUAUAGCCGCAAAGUUGUUUCCGGGAAAGAUAGUAAGCUGGAUGUCAGAGCUCCUACUUUGAGGCAGGUAUUUAGUGAUUUGGCUCCUGGCACUCCUGGAGUAAGAGGGGAAAGUGGCGUAGCAGGACCUAAAGGUACUGGAAUAAAGGAAAAAAGGGACCAUAUUUACUACGGAGGGGAGGGUGGAGGAUUUUGGGAAGGAUCACAUAAUUUUCAGGGGAAACGAAGGGAUACCAGUCGCCAUCAACAAAGUAUAGGUGUGGGGACUAAAGAAAAUUGACUGCCAGUCAACUGUAUGUAUGCUAUUUAUCAACUAAUUUUGUUGCCCGUUGUGGAUCGGGAAGUUCGAGCAACACGGUCAACAAACCGUUUUCUUGAUUGAAUUAGAUUAUUCGAGAUGAUGAGGUCAAAAACGAUUUCCUUUGAUGAUAAUAAUAAUAAUAAUAAUGGUGAUAUUUUUACAAGCUGCGAUCUCACAAUGAGUGGUUUUAAGUACAGCCCUGUAGAGAAAAGGACAACAACAAAAAUACAUUUAAUUGUAAAAAAAAAAAUGACGGUAAUAACAAUACUAAUAGCAAUGAUAAAAAUAUGAAAAAAUGAAAAUGAUAAUAACACCAAUAAUAAUGGAGGAAUAAGAAGUAUGAGGAUAACUAACAAUUAACAAUUUUAUGCACUGACAAUGAGGUAAAUACCUGUUUAUAUCACGAUAUAGAUAUACCACGCAGAAACCAAAAAAACUAGUUUCUUUCUGUCAAUGGACUAAAAACUGGGUCGGAAAUUUAAUUGGUGACCCGCGAUUUUAUCUUUUCGAUUGCUCGAAGUUGAAUAGUACUUGCUAAUCACUUCCGAACCAGCCAAUCGGCACGCUCGAAAAGUAAUAUUCACCUGUGUGGUAUACUUUAAUGACGUUUCUGAUAACAAUGAUGAUGUUUAUAACGAAAAUAGCGACGAAAACAAGAAUGUAUUUGUUUUUAUACUUAUGUGCAUGUCCUAGAAUUCUGAUCUAAAAAACAACGCCCAAGUUAUCAUAUAGUCACAUCCAAAUGAAAAUAAAAGCUAUACGAGGUCUUGCAUUGAAUCCUAUACAUUACUUUGAUCUAUUAAAAGUGGAGGUGUAUACCCAAUUAUCAGAAGGCCACAUGUUUAUAGCGAGCAAUGGUGGAAAUGGAAAUCAAGGGCAAAAGGGUGCUGAUGGCAAAAAUGGGACUGACAGGAUUGACUCGGUAUGGUAACGUUAUAGUGAUAGUUGUUUGAUAAUAUUCACUUAUCAGAAAAACUGAUAUACCUUUACAAAAGAAAGAUACCAUGCAUGUUCUCCACGGUCUGCUGAGACGAUACUGUUAGAACACGGUUGUGACGAACUAAAUUCUCCUGCGUACUUUAGUUAUAUCUUAUGAGACAUGCAAGAAAGCUGGCCAAAAAUAGUAAAUGAUUUUCGUGCUGAAAUGAACAUCUUUAACGAUUCUUUUGAUCAUAAGCUCAUGCCAACGGACUCCAGAAAAUCAUUUCUUCUCGCAUUAGACUCUUUACUACCGAAUUAGACAACAUCAUAGCCACUAUGCAAUGCACCAUGCAUGCAAUGAGGUGCAUGGUGGCAGUGCAUGGUGACAGAAGGAGGGCUAACUUUUUUAACUGUGACCCUCCUUUGUACAGCUGUUUCGAGCAAGGUUGUAGGAAAGUGAUAAAAAGGCUCAAAAGUGCACGCGACAACCCCAAGAGGUAUUGCGGGUAACUGUAAGAUCACGGCUCCUUGACUUCUUAAUUUUAGAGAAAUCGGAGAAAACAUCUCAGUGAGGACAAGACAUCACGGGUUUCGUGAAUUUACCUUUCGAGAUUGUCGCGUGCACUUUCGUCCUUUUUCCAGAAGAAUUUUCUCGAAAAAGCUGUUGAUUUACUUGGUCCGAGGAAAGAUGUUAUUACUUGCGAAAUUUGCCAUAUGGCCUGCAAUUUUUCACAUAAUGUAUGGCAAGUAAGCAGCAUAUGACCGUGUUUAAUUGCGACUUUUCGUAGAAACCACCCAGGACAUUCGCCGAGUGUGAGAAAAAUGACUGCAAAACCGUCUGGGGAUAUGCAGGAGAAAAAGGAAAUCCCGGCAAAGAUGGUGGAAAUCCUGGAGAAUCGGGUACAGAACAUAUCUUAACUUAAAUGUAUUUUCAAUAAGACUACCACAUGUGCAGCAUUUUGAUAAAAAAAAAACCUAUUAUAUUUCGGAUUGCAGGUAAUUUAGUGUUAACAACUGGGUUGAAAACGUAAAUUAGCCACCGUAAAAGGUAAAAAAGCUAAAGCGGCUAAGAUUCACUCAUUGUCUAGCUCUAUAAAAAUUUUAAGCUUUUUUACCCUUUACGGUGGCUAAUUUACGUUUUCAACCCAUUUUAAUAAAACCUAAAAAAGCACCACAGUUUCUUUAGAAACUUACCCCUUUAUUCAUAUUUCGGAUUGCGCUAUGUAAAGAUUUCGCCUAAGCAAAUAAAUGAACAACAGGUUUCAGCACCUUUAUCAGACGAGGAACUAUGUUCUCGUGGCAGUAUAAUCAUUGGUUAGAAACCCAAAAGCUCUAAAAACCUGAAAACUUUAUAGAGCUAGACACUGAGUGAAUCUUAGCCGCUUCAUUACAUAUAUAGAGUAAUAUUGAUCAAUCAAAAUCGUUUCCAUUGGUCACAACGAAUAAAGGGGAGAGGGAGAAGACAGGAGAAUUAACCAGGACACGUUGGGCACAAUAAGGUUGAUUUCAACUUUAUAUCGUGAAAGAAGUCUGUUUCCUUGUUUGGUCACACACAAUUUCACUCUUCCAAUUAACUGUAAUAUAAUCAUCAUUUCUUAAUGACUUAACGACUAGUCCCGAGGGAAGAAGGUCAUUUUUCUUUCCGAGAAUAACAACAAAUUCAACAUUAUAUUCAAGGGAAACAACCUUUAAUUUAUCCUGAAGGACAAGUCGUUAAUUGAUUUGCUGUAUAGCAUAUAGAAGAAAUUAGAAGACGCUAUGUGAAAAAAUAAUAAUAAUAAUUGAUAAGUUACAUCUAUGCACAUACAAUUCAGAACAAAGUUAACGCUCGCCGGUGAUAUUAGACCGUUACCCCUUGACGUCAUAGAUUUGCAAUGUUAUCCACUCAAAAUCUGUUAACGAAAAACAAUCUUUUUUUGAACGGCAAGUGACUUAACCCUUUAACUCCCAAGAUCUUUUUAGUAAUUGUCCUUACUGUCUGCAGUACAAUUCUUCCGAUGUUAUUUCUGAGAAUUUGGUAUUGGAUCAACUAUUAAUCCCUUAAUUGAUACUUUUCUUGGUUCUCAUCUCUUGUCUUCUUGAUUUUGUAUUGAUAUUGUAAGGAGAAAUUCUGUCUUGGUCACUCAUAGGAGUGAAAAAGUUAAAGCAACCAAUGAAAGCGCGCGCUGUUGGGGCAAAGUUUCACUUUAUAAUGAUAGUAAUUACUUCCAUAUAUGUAUUUUAUAAAUAGGAGACGGAGGCGAAGCUGGAAAACAAAGACUAUAUGUGAAUGAAAUAAAAGGAAGUAUCAAGCUAAAAACAUGUCCUGGCCGAGGAGGUGCAGCGCCGGUAAAAGGAAAAGGUGGAAUAGGUAUGGACUUCAAGAUUAGCAGGCAGAUAGGGGGUUGUAACGUAACAUACCUAUCAUAUGAGGGGGAGUCAGAUGAAUGUGGGAGAGGAGGGAAGGGGCAUUGAAAAAAUCAGCACACAUAAGUACAUAAGGCCUCUAAUAAAAAAAGAACCCUCGGACAUUCCCUUUAUUUGUGAUAAAAUGUAUGUUUGUUUAAAUCUAUUUCGCUCCUGGAGCACAGUUUUGUUUCCUUUUUGCUUUCGUUCUGUUUUGCACUACUGUUUUCUUUUUUAUUUAUUUUUUAGAGUGACUCAUUUUUCUUUGCUCAAGAAAAGGAAAAUAACAGUUUUCUUUAUUUGACCAUGGUAGUAAACAUUAUAAAUUCUCCAUCCUUAUUCAUCUACGCGCUCGACUCUUUUCACAAGUGGUCCCAGUGUAACACCAACUUCAACUAACAGUUCCCUCCUUGGCCCGUAAGUCUGAUGGUCCAAGAUUUGAUUUCUCGAGGGAGAUUCUUGGGGGAUUCUGGGGGAAUUGUCUCACCUAGUGACAGAUAACUGACAUUUCCAUCAUUUCUUAUCAUUCCUGAAUAUGCCAGGAGCAAUUAACGUGGGGAAUCAGUAUGCAAAUUUUAAUUGCGUAAGCACGGCGCUAAGAAUCUGGGAGAGCUUGCUUCAUCUUAAAGAUGGCGGAUCAAUUGAGGUCGGAAGGACCCUGGAAGGAUGAUGGCUCUAUUCUGUUUCUAUAAAUUAGCUUUUCGUUCAAUGCCAGUGUAUUCUAAUUAUAUUCUUCACAUCAUAUCUAUGACUUCACCAUCGUUUCAAUUUCAUCUUCUCCUCAGGGGGUCUCGGAAGUUUUGGAGGAACAGGGUUUCGAUGUGCAAUGAGGGAGUCAUGUAUACCUAAUCUGUUUGACCCUAUGAAUCCCUCCUGUCACACUUCGUGUGAAAAUGAUGGUGCCACGGGUAGAGCAAGUAGAGGAGGAAGAGGAGAUAAUGGAAAAGACGGAAAAAGUUGA